Messenger RNA from Cucurbita maxima (winter squash), 571 nucleotides. RefSeq lists its product as uncharacterized. The record is from RefSeq and is a predicted model, not a curated record. The transcript has a single exon. Bases 88 to 426 code for a protein of 112 amino acids. Lineage: Eukaryota; Viridiplantae; Streptophyta; Magnoliopsida; Cucurbitales; Cucurbitaceae.
AGGAAUUUAUGUGCUUGAUUCUGAGUUGAUACCAUUUUCUCAAGAAACUGCUCUGUUUCUGUUAGGCUCUGUUUUAGCAGAGGAAAUAUGAGUGGGUUAGUGACAAGGAGGCAAAAUGGGUACUCAAGGAUGGAGAAGGAAGACCCAGAAGAGAAAAAGCACAGGCAAGCUCAGUUCUUGAUUUACAAGAUAAUGGAGCAGGCAAACAGUGGCACUAGGAGAAGAUCUUCGUGUCUCAGAAUCAGAAUAAGGAAGUUUAAGCUAAGGAUUGGGAGGAGGUUGAAGAAGCUGAAGAAGACGAUGUCAAUGGGGUUUUGCACUGCAAGAAAUGGGAUCUGCAAGCAAUUUGGACAGCUUAGAACUUGUAAGAGCUUGUUUGGACGACCUAAGGAGGAAGCUUUGGCCUUUCCUUCUUUGGUUUCUUGAGUGUUUGUCUUCUUAUCUUUGUUUUGUGGAGUUCUAUGUUUGAAAAGGGAAAUGCCUUUUGAUAUUGGAUGGAGAGUUCCUUUAUGCUGCCUCUAAUCUAAAAAUGAAACGAAAACGAAGGUAAAAGAUUCGGUUAUCUCGUUCA